Molecule: messenger RNA, 1173 nt
Organism: Peromyscus leucopus (white-footed mouse)
Lineage: Eukaryota; Metazoa; Chordata; Mammalia; Rodentia; Cricetidae
Gene: Nabp2
Product: nucleic acid binding protein 2
Exons: 7
Coding region: 211-846 (211 amino acids)
Biological process (GO): double-strand break repair via homologous recombination; mitotic cell cycle checkpoint signaling; response to ionizing radiation
Cellular component (GO): SOSS complex
Molecular function (GO): DNA binding
Source: RefSeq, a predicted model, not a curated record
CGGGGACGAGGGGUCGGCAAGGCCCGCGGAGUGGGGUUCCGUCCCCAGGCCCUGCACCGGGUUCCCGACGGGGCUCCCGCCGCCUCCCCCCCUGCUUCGGAGCGUGAGCCCUAAGGCAUCCUGACCCAGGGCUGUCCAGCCCCUAAGCCUUGUCUUUCCCGGAGAUCUCUUAAGUUCCGAUCUCGAACGGGGUGCCACGGCUCGGGAAGCAUGACGACCGAGACCUUCGUGAAGGAUAUCAAGCCGGGGCUCAAGAAUCUGAACCUUAUCUUCAUUGUACUGGAGACAGGCCGAGUGACUAAGACAAAGGACGGACACGAGGUUCGGACCUGCAAAGUCGCAGACAAAACGGGCAGCAUCAAUAUCUCAGUGUGGGACGACGUGGGCAACCUCAUCCAGCCUGGGGACAUUAUCCGACUCACCAAAGGGUAUGCUUCAGUGUUCAAAGGUUGUCUCACACUCUACACUGGUCGUGGGGGCGAUCUGCAGAAGAUUGGAGAAUUCUGCAUGGUUUAUUCUGAAGUCCCUAAUUUCAGCGAGCCCAAUCCAGAGUAUAACACUCAGCAGGCGCCCAACAAAUCGGUGCAGAACGACAGCAGCCCCUCUGCCCCUCAAGCUGCCACGGGACCCCCUGCCGCCUCUCCAGCCUCCGAGAGCCAGAACGGGAAUGGACUGAGCACCCAACCGGGUCCUGGCGGUGGCCCCCAUCCCUCUCACACCCCGUCACAUCCUCCCAGCACCCGAAUCACUCGAAGCCAGCCCAACCACACACCUGCCGGCCCCCCUGGCCCCUCCGGCAACCCUGUCAGCAACGGUAAAGAAACUCGAAGGAGCAGCAAGAGAUAGCGAGAAACGAGUCCUCGCCUUCGACGGCAGACCGCGACCCAGGCGUCCGCCAGAGGACAGCCUUCUCCGGGGCGGCUGGCUUCGAGACUCGAGGGUGGAGUAGCUGUGUUUUAGCUAUUAAGUCUCCCUGGCGGGGUGAGCAGUGGCCUCGUCCACCUCAAGCUCGUGUCCCCUUGUCCUGCUGACGCUGCCUGCGCUCUGGGGUCCAGGGCCCUCUGCCUGCCCUCCUUCCUCUGGAAAAGACAGUCUGGUUGUGUGUGUGUGAGUGUGAGUGGGAUACGAGGGUCUAACUGAAAUCCCUCCUUCCUAAUAAAUGUGCCCACUGCG